Salvia miltiorrhiza (redroot sage) is the source of this 809-nucleotide messenger RNA. RefSeq names its product lachrymatory-factor synthase-like. Lineage: Eukaryota; Viridiplantae; Streptophyta; Magnoliopsida; Lamiales; Lamiaceae. Bases 123 to 647 code for a protein of 174 amino acids. The transcript has a single exon. The record is from RefSeq and is a predicted model, not a curated record.
CAAACUCCUUUUGCCUUUAUAUAAAAAACUCCAUUUUCCGUAGACCGUGCAUUACUACUCUUCUCCCUCACCAAAAUUUCCUCUUACCUCUGAAAAAAAAAAAAAAAAAAAAACUGUGAAAAAUGGAAGCAGACGGCAAUCUGAAAUGGGAAGGCAAAGCCACCGCGAAGCUCCUGAAGCCCACCGCAGACGAGGUGUGGCCGCUCCUAGCGGAUUUCUUCAGCCUGCACAAGUGGCUCCCCACCAUCGACACGUGCUUCAAAGUCGUCGACGACGGCGACGGCAAGAGCGGCGGCCUCGUCCGCCACUGCGCCGCCUCCCCCCGCGGCGGCGACCCGGCGGUGCGGUGGUGCCGCGAGCGCCUCACCGGCGUGGACGCGGCGGGGAGGCGGCUGAGCUACGAGGUCGUCGACAGCAACAUGGGGUUCAAGUCGUACGAGUCAACGCUGAGAGUCGUCCCGAUCGACGGCGGAGAUGAUCCCGGCUGCGAGAUCGAGUGGUCGUUCGUGGCCGACCCCGUCGACGGCUUGAGCUGCGAGGAUUUGGCCAAGUAUGUCGCGAUGGGGCUGCAAGGCAUGGCCAGGAAUAUGGAAUCUGCUUUGACGACUCAAUCUGAUGCUGUUGCUGCUGCUUUGGAAUUAAUUUGAUUGAUAAUGUCGAUUUUAGUUUGUGUGUUUUAAUUUCUUCCUAUGUUAUCACAGUUUUUUUUUUUGUCUUGGAUUGUUGUAUGUGUAGAGGUUGUAUUUGUGUUGGGAUUGAGAAGAAGAAGAAACUUUGGAGGUGUUUGGUGGAGGUUAUAAACUUUUGAA